GACCUCGCUCUGUCUGGGCGGUGUGCACGUGCAGCUUCCCAAUGGGGGCGCGCAUGUCACGACAGUCAUUCAGAUGUAGGGGAGGAGGGCAGACAGCGCAAUAUCAGCGAUAGUGACAGGGUUAAAUCAACCCUGGUCGGCCACCUGGUGUGGAGGCCUUGCUGGGUGGGAGGAAACAUGAUCAGCGGUAAGAGCCUGCUCCUGAAGGUGAUCCUGCUGGGAGACGGUGGGGUGGGCAAGUCCUCCCUCAUGAACCGUUAUGUCACCGACCGCUUCGACUCCCAGUCCUUUCACACCAUCGGCGUGGAGUUCCUGAACCGGGACUUGGAGGUUGACGGGCGCUUGGUCACUCUUCAGAUCUGGGACACAGCAGGCCAGGAGCGAUUCAAGUCCCUCCGCACCCCCUUCUACCGAGGCGCAGACUGCUGCCUGCUCACAUUCGCUGUGAACGACCUGCAGAGCUUCCAGAACCUCGGCGGCUGGAAGAAAGAGUUCAUGUACUACUCAGAUGUGAAAGACCCUGAGCGCUUCCCUUUUGUGGUGCUCGGUAAUAAGGUGGACAUGGAUCAGAGGGAGGUGGGGGGGGAUGAAGCUCGGGCCUGGUGUGAAGAGAGCGGCUGCUGCCCGUACUUUGAGACGAGUGCUAAGGAUGACACUAAUGUCACAGCUGCGUUCGAGGCAGCUGUCAGAGAGGUGCUGGCUGCUGAGGACCAGAUUGACCAUGCACUACUGGGUAGUACUAUCGAUCUCCAUGGCAACCGCAAAACAUCUCGCAGGUCUUGCUGCUGAUUGGUCAUGUGUGAAUCCACCUUGUCUUAAUCUCUCUGGCUGAAACUCGCCUGUGGCAGUUUUGAGAGUCGGUCAGAUAUUGUUAAUGGUACAACUGUAGGUACAGGAUACUGAGAACAGUAUCCCCAGGAGGAUAAUAGUGGAUAGGGUACAGCUGCUCUGAGGAGCGCUGGCCAAGGAUUCAGCUGUUGCUAGAUUGUUGAAUUAUUGCUCCAACAAAGGUACAGGCAACCUUUAAGAGGCACACUUAUCCUUUGCACUCUCUUUUUCAGAGUCUACUUUCAGUAGUGUUGUUGCACAAAAAGAUUUUCAGCCAGCUUCAGCCGAUGCAGGAGUUGUAUCUAAUAGUGUUUACAGAGCAUUUAUUCAUCGCUGCUUAAAGCUUUAAUUUUAGCGGACGAGACAUUAUAUUAGUCCCCUUAUAAAGAGCACACAUACAUUUUCCUGAGGGACUUUGAACACAGUUUCACACUUUUGUUAUUAAAUCUUUCAGCAGAAAUAAAGAGCUAAUGUACAAACAGUGUCUAUGAGUGACAGUGUUCCUUAUACAGGCAGGUAUUGUGCAUCAGGGCUUCCAAUAUUAGUGUGAUGACCAUUAUAUGAUUUGUGGUUUGAGGAACUUAAAUAAUUUCUGCUCUCUAACACAGAGGUCUUCGAUGCGAAGGGAACUUUAAGCUUUCAUUCUGCAGCUGUGACUGUAAGCAUUUGGUACGAGCUUAUGAACAUCUGUCCAUUAUUUGUAUUACCACACUGCACCAGACAGUGUCAGGUGUACAAGUUAGGCAUUCAUUUAUUUCCCAUGAUUUGUGUACAUGGGCCUGUUUACCACAAAAGGAUCAGUGUUUCUUAUAAAAUAAUAAUAAUUUUGCUGCUGUGGUUGAUAAACUGUUUAUUUUUUCUGUGAGGCACAUUUCCGUCUUCGCACGUGUUUACUUUUUUGGUGGAAUUCUGUUUGACCAAGGGCUGAUAUGAGUCUGUUUUGUGGAUGUAUAGAGGAAGUUGUAAUUAUCAGAAUAACAAUACGUUUUACAGUUUUGGCAAGUUUGUAAUCUUGUGCUGGCUUUUUUUCUUGGCAUUUUUCUUGUAGUCUCUUUUUUUUUGUUGGAUUUAUUACAUACAAAUUGUACUUCUGUCUGUCUGGGCAUUCCAGGUCUCUGUUAAAUGUGAAAAAGCCUGAGCACAAGCCUUCUUACUAAUGUGUGCAGUGUGCAUUAUCUCUCCCGUCCAUUAGUACAGUACUGAGUGAAAAUACAACUGAGUAUUCUGACAACUUUACAUUGUUUACUUGUUUUCAGCUAGAUGGUACUUAACUUUAAUGUUUUUGAAACUGGAAAAAUAAUAUGCUGAUAUUCAAUGCUUCAAACUCAUUCUUAAACUUAGUCUGAAUGUAUUCUCACCAGUAUUUUGAUCGCUGCCUGAAUAGUAUUUUAUGCUGCGUCUACUGUUGCAUAAACUAGAUCAAAUGUCUUCAUCUGCUGAGUGCACAAAGCCGUCACUGUUCUUAUUAUAGUGCUUGCUCUCAUCUUUCUGUUUUGUUGGAGGUAUUGAGUUUUCUCUCACCUUGAGAUUUGCCUUUCAAGUAAAAAAAAAAAAGCCUCAUAUUUCAUUUGGUGAGUGUGCAGACUGAUGGUUAAAAUUACAAGAGCUUUAUUGUAAAAAUGAACAGAAUUGGGUACGGUCAUAUUUACUUAUUACAUGGUUAUUUGGUUUAAUGUAGACCUUGAAUUUGUAAUUCUCUAACUGUAAAGGUGUGUUGAGCAUUAGUAGUAGCAGUAUGAGAGAAACCUUAUGCACUGUGAUCUUAUGGUAUUUUAACAAAAUCAAACUGGUAGCAUUCAUACAUUCAAAGCAAAAGUGAUAGCUGUUAGCGUAUCAUUCGUCAGUGUUAAUGUUUCCUGGGUUGAACCGAAUACUUUGUCUCUUAACUUUACCUUUCAGUUUUUAUCCUGUUCACAUAUUGUAACCACAGUGUUUACCUGAAAUCUAACUUACCUGAGAAUCAGUGGGUACUUAAAAGCUGGUAGCAUAACCCGACAGUGUGUUGCUCUCAUGAUGCUGUCUUAUCUCACUGCAAACGUCUUGUAUUUAGUUUUUGUUUUUUGAUGUCGCUGUACUAUUUAUGAAUGUUAAACACAUUUCUUUGGGCUGUCCAAAUGAAUGGCUUAUGUAAAUUGCAAAGGGCAUUCAUUUCAUAAUAAUGUCCAUAAUGACACUGAGCGUCUGUCUCACUCAUGAGUGUGAAGGUCAGACUAUUCAUCUCGAUUAUGUGUUCAACUUCCCGCUCUCCUCUUUUUGCACUACCAAGGAAAAGGCUGGCUUGCCGACAUGCUGGCAAAACGGCAAAUACUCUCCCAUGCUUGGCUACAAAUAAAACAUGCAACAUACCAAAUGGAGACACUA
Trematomus bernacchii (emerald rockcod) is the source of this 3189-nucleotide messenger RNA. RefSeq names its product RAB9B, member RAS oncogene family (gene rab9b). The record is from RefSeq and is a predicted model, not a curated record. Gene Ontology annotation, cellular component: lysosome; phagocytic vesicle; late endosome. The transcript has 2 exons. Bases 178 to 789 code for a protein of 203 amino acids. Gene Ontology annotation, biological process: retrograde transport, endosome to Golgi; Rab protein signal transduction. Gene Ontology annotation, molecular function: GTPase activity; GTP binding. Lineage: Eukaryota; Metazoa; Chordata; Actinopteri; Perciformes; Nototheniidae.